CCACACUGAAACGCUCAAUUCCGAAAAUGAGGCGCGCAAUAAUCCCUGCUGAACUGACAAGAGCACCUCUUAGUCGAAUUGCUUUGCGACAUGGCGCCCCGAACAUCUUGCGCUCGGCAGGCGGAGCUAUGCCGCUCCCGAGUCGAGUUCCGCGGACGCUAACCCGGACGUAUGCGCAGAACCCUCCAGGCGGGAUGGGGAAGGGAGGGUUUCCGGGAUUCAUGAUGCAGCCGCAGCACCAGAAGGGGGACGCUUUGAAGGAAUACAGCGUGGAUUUGACGGAGAUGGCGAGGAAUGGGAAGCUGGACCCAACAAUUGGUCGUGACGAAGAGAUCCGACGCACGAUACAGAUCUUGUCUCGAAGGACCAAAUCCAACCCAGUGUUGAUUGGCCCCCCUGGUGUUGGGAAGACCGCGAUCUUGGAAGGCCUCGCGAGCAGAAUAGUAGCGAAGGAGGUGCCAGAAUCUCUGCAAAACAAGCGAGUCUUGUCGAUCGACCUAUCGGCUAUUAUGGCUGGGUCCGGUAUUCGUGGACAGUUCGAGGAGAAGUUCAAGGCCCUGAUACGGGACAUUGAGGAAGAGAGCGGCAACGUCAUCUGUUUCAUCGACGAAGUUCAUACCUUGUUCAACCUUGGAAAAGCCGAAGGAAGUAUUGACGCUGGUCAAAUGAUCAAGCCCGCCCUUGCUCGGGGUCUCCAGCUUGUCGGCGCUACUACUCCUGAUGAGUACCGGAAGACCAUCGAGAAGGAUGCCGCCCUCGAACGACGGUUCCAGCCGGUUACUAUUGACGAGCCUACAGUGGAGACUACGAUCUCGAUCUUGCGUGGACUGAAGCCUCGCUAUGAAGUGCACCACGGAGUCGAGAUUUCCGACGCCGCGCUUGUCACCGCUGCCGUGUAUAGUGCACGAUACAUCUCCGACCGGUUCCUGCCUGACAAGGCCAUCGACCUCGUGGACGAGGCUGCAUCUGCACUUCGGCUUGCGCAGGAGUCCAAACCGGAUGAGCUCGAGAGACUGGAUCGCGAGAUCGUCACUCUGCAGAUCGAGCUGGAGAGUCUGAAGAACGAGUCGGACACUUUCAGCUUGGAACGCAAGGCUGAAGUUGAAGAGACCCUGAAGAAAAAGAAGGAAGAGUCGGAGCAGCUGACUGCUAUCUGGCAAGCUGAACGCGCUCGUCUUGAUAGAAUCAAGGACAUCAAGGAGCGCCUGGAAGAAGCCAAGUAUGAACUCGAAGUUGCCCAGCGACAGGGCGAGUACGAGAAGGCCAGUCGGCUGCGCUUCGGAACUAUCCCUGAACUGGAGAGACAGCUUCCGAAGGAGAGUGAGAUGGCCGAGGAGAACCAGGAAUCACCUCUUGCCAUGCUGCAUGACCGAGUCACGUCCAAUGAUAUUGCCAGGGUCGUGGCGAAGGCUACCGGUAUACCUGUACAGAAUCUCUUGAAGGGCGAGAGGGACAAGUUGAUCCAUAUGGAGGAUGCACUCCGCCAGAGGGUAGUUGGUCAAGACCAUGUGGUGGCUGCUGUUAGCGACGCCGUGAGAUUGUCCCGUGCUGGCCUCCAACCUCCGAAUAGGCCAGUCGCGUCCUUCCUAUUCUUGGGCCCAACUGGUGUCGGAAAGACUGAAUUAUGCAAGGCUCUCGCUGCCUUCCUCUUCAAUGACGAGCAACGCGGGCUGAUCAACAUCAAUAUGUCGGAGUAUCAUGAUCGCCAUACCAUGUCCCGCCUUAUCGGUGCUGCACCUGGAUACGUUGGGUUCGAAGAAGGCGGUCAACUGACUGAGGCUGUUCGUAGAAAGCCGUAUGCGGUCGUUCUGCUCGAUGAACUGGAGAAGGCACAUAAGGAUGUCGCCAUGAUCUUAUUGCAAAUUUUGGACGAGGGUAGCAUCACGGACAGUCAAGGGAGGAAAGUCGACUUCAAGAAUACCAUCAUCUGCUUGACCAGCAAUCUCGGUAGCGACAUCCUUGCACACCCAUCGGCAUCUGACAGUAAUGGCGUAGUCACGCAGCAGGCAAGAGAUGAAGUACUCGAACGUACAUCCGAGUACUUCCCGCCCGAGCUGCUAAACCGGCUGGAUUCCAUGCUCGUCUUCAAUAAGCUGUCAAGGCAGUCUAUUCUUGAGGUUGUAUCACUACGCCUGAAAGACGUUGCAGACCGGCUUAAGAAUCGCCGUAUAACUUUGGAUGUCGAUGAAGUGGCCCGCGAGUGGCUUGCAAAGCAGGGUUAUAGCGACGUGUACGGUGCAAGGGCCAUUGGCCGCGUCGUUCGAACCCAAGUGCUAUUCCCGUUGGCCCAGAAACUGCUGAACGGAACAAUCAGAGAGGGGGAUGUAGUCACCAUCAGGGCCAGUGCUGAUGGGUCUGCUCUGAAUAUCAAAGAUAACCAUGAGCCCGAUGCAUACGUUGGCUCGUCGACACCGGUAUCUGGUGUAACAGGCAAUUAAUCGUUGUAUUCAUAGUGCAUACACGGCAUACAUCUACAGUAACUGAUCCCUAAUCUGACAACCCCAACUCAUGUAUGAAUAUGCGUAAUGUAUAAUUCAAUGUUUAAUGUAAAUUGUCCUUGGAGGAUUCACGCUGUGGUAGGGUGGUGUCUGGAGAAUCGUACUUCGUACCACCGCGAUUGCCUUUGGGGCGUCUGUCCUUACGAGGAUUGCCUUCAGGCCCCGCUGCCGACGAAUUAGGCUGCUCCGCUCCUUUGGUCUUCGGUUUAGGCUUUCGCGGCUUGGACUUCUUACGAUCAGGGCCCAGAGCAGACGAGAGACCCUGCAUCUCGAGCUUGACGCGUUCUUCCUCAGCUGCCCACCACUUCAAGAAGUCCUCUUCUUGUUGUCGCGACCGUUCCUCUUCCUGUAUAUCACGUAGUGUCUGCUUCGCUUUGCCAGUUACCACACUUUGGUCCAGCUGCAUCUGCUGAAUGGCCGCGAAAGAAAGCACGGAAGGCGUGGGAUCAGGGUGUACGACACGUUCCACAGGAGGUGCAGACCAGGCUGGCGUACCGGAAGCGCGUCGUGGAGUACUCUUCGACUCCCUGGAGGUUGGCAUCCGAGACGGCGUAUAUACAGGACCCAGUGAUGACUGCGGACCUUGUGAAGCAGGCGGCAGUACCUGGGUACGCGUGCUUGGAGGGCGAGGAGCGUUUUCCC
Molecule: messenger RNA, 3140 nt
Organism: Gloeophyllum trabeum ATCC 11539
Lineage: Eukaryota; Fungi; Basidiomycota; Agaricomycetes; Gloeophyllales; Gloeophyllaceae
Product: P-loop containing nucleoside triphosphate hydrolase protein
Exons: 21
Coding region: 27-2438 (803 amino acids)
Biological process (GO): cellular response to heat
Cellular component (GO): mitochondrial matrix; cytoplasm
Molecular function (GO): ATP binding; ATP hydrolysis activity
Source: RefSeq, a predicted model, not a curated record